This is a messenger RNA of Penicillium samsonianum, 825 nucleotides long. RefSeq names its product class I SAM-dependent methyltransferase. Bases 1 to 825 code for a protein of 274 amino acids. The transcript is spliced from 4 exons. NCBI's taxonomy places the organism in Eukaryota, Fungi, Ascomycota, Eurotiomycetes, Eurotiales, Aspergillaceae. Gene Ontology annotation, molecular function: methyltransferase activity. The record is from RefSeq and is a predicted model, not a curated record.
AUGGCUUCCGAUUAUCGAACUGCCGAAAAGACCACUCUGCCAUACGCAAUAGACCUUGUCAAGCAAUCGGGUGUAGCUUCUACUGCUGGACAACCACUCGCCAUUCUUGACCAGGCCUGUGGCACAGGUGUUGUCGCGGUCGCCCUUCAUGAUGCGUUUCGUAGCCAAUCUGAAAAACAUUGGCGCUUGACGUGCACUGAUCUGUCAAGCUCGAUGGUCGCUGCAACUCAAGAACGGAUCCAGAAAAGCGGCUGGGAAAAUACCGACGCGGUGGUCUCUGACGUCCUGAAAACAGGCUUCCCUGAAGACCAGUACACCCACGUCUUUGGCGCAUUUAUCUUCAUGGCACUCCCUGACUCUCAAGCAGCUCUGGACGAGGCACUUCGUAUAUUGAAGCCAGGGGGAACAAUUGCUAUAGUAUGCUGGGGAUCUUUUGGCUGGAUCGAUCAUGUCAAUGCGGCGGCGGCUUCCUUGCCAGGGAACCUUCCACAAAUAUCCACUGAAGACUUUAUGAGAGCCAUGGGAGAUGGAAGAUGGGAGGAUCCCACCUGGGUCAAGACGCAAUUUCGGAACCGAGGUUUGAACGAAGUUCAGGUCACUUCUGUUGAAAAAACGAUUGCUCAGGGAAUAUCGGAAUUUAGCGCGCUGCUGAAGGGUCCUUUGAAUUUUAUCAUGUCUCGUUUCUGGACCGAAAAUCAACGUCAGCAAAGCGGCGCUCAAUUUGCUCCCGCACUGACACAGCAUCUGGAGGACUUAUACGGAAAAGGCAAUCAGAUGGAGAUCAAUUCUACGGGAAUCGUCGCCACUGGUACAGUGCCACACUGA